CUCGGUUUUUAGAGCACCGCCUGCCUGACUGAUUGCAAAAAGAAGGCGUGUGAAUGAAAGAAAGAUUGGGGGCAUGAUGAAGUACUGUAAGCUUGCACAGCAAGAGGAGAAGUCGCGUGGGAUAAUGGAAUAGAGAAAACAGGUCUUUAGACGUUCUGUUGUAUAGCAUAAAGGGCCCAACUUUCUUCCUCAGCAGAUAAACUUGACAGGAAUUCAAACUCUGGUUUAUGUGUACCUCCAAAUUGUUCAAGACCUGGCUGAAGUAAUAAUGCUCACCUCAGUAGAAGCUGCGAGUUGUUUCUGACGGUUCUUGACUGAUAAGAAGGUGACGUUUUUGCGGUGACGUGAUGACAUUGAUUGGUGAAGAAUUGACAGAUCAGGAAGGAGUUUUGGACUCGUACCGCCUGUCGGCUUGUCAGGUGCAUGUCAAUCAUCCUGUCAACUGAUCUGGUGGAAUGGCGUCUGUCACCGAAGUGAGUAGCGAUUUGGAAGAAGAAUCAUCGGUCAUAACCUCACACAUGAGUCCGAGUGGCCACAGUACCACCCUGUCCUCAGCGUCUACCGUCGCGCUUAACGUCUCAUUAAGCGGUUUAAAUGUUCCUACAUCUGAUGUAGCAGGGGGUACGUCUCUGGCGCCCGUGUCCCCGUCCUUCAAAAGCAACCGGGGCUCGUCGACCCCGUCCUAUGAUGGAGAUCUUGAUAUGACGCCACGCCCAAAACUAACCACCAAGCACCGGUACAGUGAUCUCAACCGAUCCAAGAGCGUGGACAGCUCUGAGGGUAGCGAGCCGGAGGUGUUGGUGUUUACUGAGCCCCCUAAUCGGAAGCUCUUCUGCAUCCUAUGCAAGAAUGUCUUCAAGGACCCAGUCAUCACGCAGUGUGGACAUACCUACUGUCGCGCAUGCGUAACGUCCAGGCAGUAUGAUAAAUGCCCUGUGGAUGACAUGAAACUUGCAGUAGUGGUCAACAACAUAGCAGUGAGUGAACAGAUCGGGGAACUGUACAUACACUGUCGUAAUGGCUGCAAGCCUUCGGGGACCGGCAUACAGGAUGAGUACCAGGUAGAUCCAGAUGGCUGCCCGAGUACUUUCAGAGUCAAUGAACGCAGGGACCAUGAGAUGGAAUGCAGCUAUGCACCGAUCCAGUGCCCCAACAACCCGGACUGUCCCAAGAUUCUGAAGAUGAAUCUGGAAGCACACCUCCAGAACUGCAACCUGUGUAAGUGUGACCACCACAAGUUUGGCUGCCCGUUUUUCGGUACCCAGGAGGAGGUAUCGGGCCACCGCGAAGUCUGCAGCUACGAGGGUAUUAAGGAUUACCUACAGACAUCAUCAGAGAGAAUGAGGGAGCUACAAGCCACCAUCGUACAGAAGGACCAAGAGAUUGGAUUCUUACGCUCCAUGCUCGGCAAGCUCAGCGAGAGGGUCGACAGGCUGGAGAAAUCCAUGGAACUGAAAAUCAACUACUUGGACGAGAAUAUGACCCGAAUGGAGAAGUCACUUGUGGAGCUUGACGAGCAGAAUCGUAGCAUGUCAGAUGAGCUGAUGGAUAAUAGGAGAAACUACUCGAUGCUCAACUCUGAGUUAUCCAUGAUCAACGCUCGACUCAAUUCAGGAGCUGCUGGGGUUUAUGAUCCACAACAAGUUUUCAAGUGCAAAGGAACCUUUGUUGGACAUCAGGGUCCAGUGUGGUGCUUGUGUGUAUACGGCGACUACCUCUUCAGCGGUUCCUCAGAUAAGACCAUUAAGGUAUGGGACACGUGUACCAGCUACACCUGCCAGAAGACACUGGAGGGUCACAAUGGCAUCGUGCUGGCCCUAUGCACACACGGGAACCGAUUAUUCAGUGGCUCAGCGGACUGUACUGUAAUUGUUUGGAACAUAGAUACACUGGAGCAAGAGAAGAUUAUACAGGCUCAUGAGAACCCUGUCUGCACAUUAGUUGCUGCAAAUAACAUGCUGUUCAGUGGCUCACUCAAGGUUAUUAAGGUUUGGGACGUCCAUUCCCACGAGCUGAAACGUGAACUGACUGGAUUAAACCAUUGGGUCAGGGCGCUGGUUGCAAACGGCAACUUUCUCUACAGUGGAUCCUACCAGACGAUCAAGGUGUGGGACAUGAGAACAUUGGAGAUCGUGCAUAGCCUUCAGACCUCUGGAGGUAGUGUGUAUUCCAUAGCAGUCACAAGCCAUCACAUCAUUGCAGGAACGUAUGAGAAUUGCAUACAUGUCUGGGACAAGGCGUCUUAUGAACAGGUUGAGACGUUGACUGGUCACGUGGGAACCGUCUACGCCUUAGCAGUCAUUAGUGCCCCUGGUACGACUAGAGUCUUCAGCGCCUCCUAUGAUAGGUCAUUAAGGGUGUGGAACAUGGAGAAUAUGAUCUGUACACAGACUCUCCUUCGACAUCAGGGUAGCGUGGCUUGUCUAGCCGUCUCCAGAGGGCGCUUGUUCUCCGGCGCUGUUGAUAGCACUGUGAAGGUGUGGCAGUAAGCCUGAAAACCUGACAGGCAGUACCGUACGGCUCAUCAUGACAAGAAGAGCAUUGGUCCUUCAUGUUGAUUUGCUGUUAUGGAGGUAAAGGAGUGGUGACCAGGCUAUGCAAUCCCAAUGUAAUAUAUUUCCCCUUAAAAGAAUUGCUAUCCAUAUGUGGACUUCAGACUCAGAGGGCUCCCUUCAAUGUCAAAAGCAUCUGUAAAUACUUAAAACCAUUAUGGGAUCGUACAAUUAUCCCUUCUCAUGGUGUAGCCAUCUAGUUUUGUCUACCAGUCAAAUCAGUGUAAACCAAAAGGAGGCUGCAACUCAGAUAUAGCCUGGCUCUUGUUAGUCUAACAAAAAAUUGUAAUGAUGUUUUCAUUUUGAUAGAAGUUUAGGGUUGCAGACACCACCAUUUUGAAAACACCAGCUGAUGUUAGGUUGCUUAAUAAAGAGAUUGGCAACCUAGAAUCUUGGCUUAGUGUGCCGUAUUGUGAGUCUUUAAAGGUCAGAUGUAUCAUUUCAGUUUCCACUUGGGAUUAGUCAACAUCAGUUUGCUAAGUAGUCUGAAACUACAUGAACAUCUUUACAAAAAUUCACAAACGUAGCCUUUCGGUGGUGGUGGACUCAAGCCCUUGCUUAAAGGAAAAUAUUUGAAGUUUCAUCAUCUAUUUUGGAAGUCAAUACUGGAAGCAAUGGAACAAAUUGUGUAUCAAGUAGAAAUCAUCAUCUGUGAUUGGUCGUUUCGCAUAUUUUGAAACUGAAGAAUUUUGUUUAGUUAAGUGUGUGUUAUUCAAAUCUUCCAAUGAUAUUGUCUGGUAUACACUGUACGCUACAAUUUAGUUCAAUUAGUUUAGUUGAUUAUUAGGCUUACAUGCUUGUUACUUACCAAUGCCAUCUUUGCGGGCAACAGGGGUUUUGGCUUUGAGCUAUGCCGAGCAUUGUUAUUUGUCUACAAGUGGUUCACUGACUAAACAUGCAACAAAUUUAAAGUCACCUGGAAAUAGAAUUUAUUUUUCUUUCAAACAUAACAGUAUAUGCUUACGAACAAUAA
Asterias rubens (European starfish) is the source of this 3525-nucleotide messenger RNA. RefSeq names its product E3 ubiquitin-protein ligase TRAF7-like. The record is from RefSeq and is a predicted model, not a curated record. Gene Ontology annotation, molecular function: zinc ion binding; protein binding. NCBI's taxonomy places the organism in Eukaryota, Metazoa, Echinodermata, Asteroidea, Forcipulatida, Asteriidae. The transcript has 25 exons. Gene Ontology annotation, biological process: ribosomal large subunit assembly; Notch signaling pathway. Gene Ontology annotation, cellular component: nucleolus. Bases 456 to 2489 code for a protein of 677 amino acids.